AUGACGAAGAGCAGUUGCAAGAGAGUGUGGGCACUGGACGCAGCGUUAAACGGUGAGGAAACAGAAGCGAGAGUUCCUGACUCCUCCUACCGCCCCCCAGCGCCCCGUCUCCAGCAGGACUGUGUGGACAACCAGCACAAGCGCCGCUGGGCGUGUGGGCUGGCGGAAAUUUUGCGAGCGUUGGGCAACACGGCGUUUCCUGUGCCUGGUAUGCCUGUGCCUGUAAGGUCCCGUCCCGAUGGCCCCCAUCCCUCCCCCCCGUGGUCCCUGUUGGUCGUCGACGCGGCCAAAGAGAAGGUGCUAAUAACCGCUACCAAAGCUAGCAAGGCUGCAAGUCGAACAAGCCAAGGGGGCGAAAUGGCCAUGGGAGCCUUCCUUACCUUGCCUGGGGGAAUGCGACGCUGCAUUCUCCUGGUCCAACUGUCAGAGUUUGUGAGAGAGCCUGUCCGUACCACAGUAUCCGUAGAGAGCAGAGGUUGA
This is a messenger RNA of Colletotrichum godetiae, 480 nucleotides long. RefSeq lists its product as uncharacterized. Lineage: Eukaryota; Fungi; Ascomycota; Sordariomycetes; Glomerellales; Glomerellaceae. Bases 1 to 480 code for a protein of 159 amino acids. The transcript has 3 exons. The record is from RefSeq and is a predicted model, not a curated record.